GCUUAUUCUUGCGCUAAAACAUGAACUUUUGCAAUUUUCCACGCUGGGGAACACUUUUGCGUGCUGCAUCUCGGCUUCGGCCCAUUGAUGUUAGGCGUAGCAAUUUGUGUUUGACUUGUGCACGGCUGCAUAUUUCUGGAACUGGACGAGAAGGGUCUCCAUCAUCUCCCGCCUCCCUUUCGAAUGGGGAUGACACGCGGGCAUGGUUCGCGCGCCAGGCGGAGCAGUCCGUCGUUCGCGGGCAGAACUCCAAGGAGGCUGCGGCGUACUUUCACGAUAUGUUGGAUGAUCAGCCGGAACUGGUGCAAUUUCUCAAAGAGGCACGGCUACUACUGCGUGAUCAAGACCCUGCGGGGCUUACACCCUACCAACGUGGUCUAUUCCUAGACCGCUUUGGGCAAUACGCAGCUGUAAAGGUGAGCCAGCGCCUGCAGCGAGCGAGGAGAGAGGAGGAAGCUGGCAAGCGCUUCACUCAGGAAGGGCGUCCAACAGGAGAUCAGUACUGGUUGGAAUCGGGCAAUACGUUGUCUUUACUCGAAGUGCCUAAUUAUGUCAAGGACGAGAUUCUAAAGGAUAUGUGCAAGGAUCGACCUGAGGACAGUCCGGCAUAUGAAGAGCCACAGGAAAUCGAAAAAAUGGCGGCCCAGAACAAUGAAUUUGCUGAGCACAUGCGAAAGCAAAGACUCAAGCGGUUAAGUGGGGUCGAAAAUUCUGGAAAAGUGGAUUAAGGCUUCCGUGGAUGGCUGAGGAGUAAGCGUGUGAUUUGAGUGCUCUUUAGGUAUAAUCCGACUGUGAUGACUUCUGGACUUAGAUGUGGAACUGCAAUACUAGAAUAUCCAGGUAGGAUGAAGCCAACUGAAUCAAAAUAAUAGUCAUGACUGCUUCGUUCUAUUAAGAUGUCAACAUUUUACUGAACAUCUUAAUGUGCAUGUGUAUUGCUUUCUCUCUCUCUCUCUCUCUCCAUAUGUUAUCCAUAUGUCUAUAUAUAGUUAUAACGUUUUGCUAGAUGGAGUGAUUUACCUCUGAAGUAGUGUAAAUACCAGUGCAUCAAGGAAUGAGGUGCGUGUCCAUUGCUCUCUUCUUUUGCAGCUUUUGUACUAUUACUACCAGGUUCCUAUUCCUAUUAUAUGCAGCUGUUCUUUGGUUCUGUGUGACAAUAAGCUUCAAUAAGGUACAUGGGUAUCUGUGCUUUAUCUGAACAAAUUUAACUGAUAGAAAAAAGUGUGUCUUUCUAAGUCAUGCCGCUAUAGGAGAUUUUUUGUUAGCUUAGCAUGAAUGGCUCUCUCUGCUUGCUAUCCCACACUGAUAUCAUAAUUCGACUCAACUAAUCCCAUCAGUCUUGAAUAUGUGGAUGCUGAGCGUGAGAAGCAUUAAAUUUUGGAGAUCGUAGAAUACACAUGAACUGGAAA
Phytomonas sp. EM1 is the source of this 1409-nucleotide messenger RNA. The record is from the annotation of a GenBank genome assembly. NCBI's taxonomy places the organism in Eukaryota, Euglenozoa, Kinetoplastea, Trypanosomatida, Trypanosomatidae.